Molecule: messenger RNA, 923 nt
Organism: Annulohypoxylon truncatum
Lineage: Eukaryota; Fungi; Ascomycota; Sordariomycetes; Xylariales; Hypoxylaceae
Product: ribosomal protein S6
Exons: 3
Coding region: 150-497 (115 amino acids)
Biological process (GO): translation
Cellular component (GO): mitochondrial small ribosomal subunit; ribosome
Molecular function (GO): small ribosomal subunit rRNA binding; structural constituent of ribosome
Source: RefSeq, a predicted model, not a curated record
CGGGAAUACUUUCACCAAGAAAUUGCGAUAUCGACUCCCCUCGAAACGGCGGCUCCAAUUCGACCCAAGGUCAGAAGUCAUAACAUUCUACCGCCGAAGGAAUAGAAUUGACUCUGCCCCGCGCUCCAUGUGAGCAAGCAGCCGACAAGAUGCUGUACGAAUUGAUUGGAAUUGUCCGACCCGGCAAUCUUGCUGAGGUGAAAGAAAUCGUCCUAACAGCAGGCCAGCUGAUCCUCCAGCAAAAGGGCGUGAUCCGCGGGAUAGCGAACUGGGGCGUCUUCCUGCUGCCGAAGCCGACGAGCGUGCACCAGAUGCGCCACCACCAGGGCCACUACUUCGCCAUGCGCUUCGACGGCUCCGUCGCCACCCAGGACGCCGUCCGCAACAUGCUCGCCCUCGACCCCCGCAUGAUCCGCCACUCCUCCGUCAAGCUCGGCGACGGCAAGCUCGAGACCAUGAGCCGCUUCGGCAAGCCCAGAUGGUUGACUACGAACUAAGUAAGGUGUUUACCUAUUUAUGAACGACUUGGUUUAUGCGGGUUAAGUGGUGAUUGGGCGGGGGGAGGGGGGGGAAGGAUUUGAGGAAUCUGGUUGGUUGGUUGGUGGGGCUGGGAGACGAAAGGCAAUGUCUGGCAUGGCUUUCCAGUCCGGCUGCUGUUCCUGCAAGAGGGAUAUGCGUAAGUGCCAAUGCUCUUACUAUAGGAGUAUAAUAGAAGUGGGGAGAAGACAUCUUCCCUCAACCCUCAAAGAAGAGCUACUACGAUGACACGAGCUGGGAGAAAGGGAAGAAAAGUCAAAUCAAAUCAGACAGCAUAGACCGCCCAUCUGACUGCUGAUCUGCUGUACAUUUACGACGCCAUAGGAGGACGUACAUACGCAGAGAACAUAAAAAAAACAAAAAAAAACAUCGACGUACAAACUUAA